Molecule: messenger RNA, 1878 nt
Organism: Vitis vinifera (wine grape)
Lineage: Eukaryota; Viridiplantae; Streptophyta; Magnoliopsida; Vitales; Vitaceae
Product: probable aldo-keto reductase 2
Exons: 5
Coding region: 589-1614 (341 amino acids)
Cellular component (GO): cytoplasm
Source: RefSeq, a predicted model, not a curated record
AUGAAGCUGACUUGUGUGUUCCUUAUCUUUUUGUGUUUUGAGAGGUGGCUUGGGCCAUGUGUGGGUGCCAUCGACAGUGACGGUGGGUGUAUGGUUUUGGUCAAGGUGGCUUCGUUCCGUGGUAUUCAAAAUGGAGAUGCCUGAUACAGUGAGGAGGUUUGAGAUGAAAAAUUCGUCUGCAUCAUGGUGUUUUGAGGGGUAUGUUUUGUUGGCAUUCUUGUUUUGGAUUCUUGAAGUUCAUUUUACUCAGCUUUUAAUCGACUUUUUCCACUUUUAUCAAAACAACCCACUUUUGGAGUCCUUAUCCAUCUCCGACGAAUAGGAUAAUUUUCCCUUCUUCAAAAUCUAUAUAAAACCAACUACUAAUAUUCCCUAGUUCCAAUAAUUUCAUCUUUCGCGCAAGCCCUUGCGUCAUGGUUUUUAGACUUAAAAGAGUUACAUUUCAAACAUCUGCCCUACUAUCAUUUGACUAGCAACCUUUUGGUCUCUUUCCGCAACCAUUCUCUUGUCGGGACUCGGAGAUAAAUACGGGAAACAGAAAGCCCAGACAGCACCACGUUUGGCAAAGAGUGCGUAGUGGUGGGAAGAAUGAGUACGGUGAAGAGAAUGAAGAUGGGCACACAGGGUCUGGUGGUUUCGGCACAGGGACUAGGAUGCCUGGGCAUGUCCGCCUUCUAUGGCCCUCCAAAGCCAGACGAGGACAUGAUCCCCGUCAUCCACCAUGCCAUCAACCGUGGCAUCACCUUCCUCGACACCUCCGACGUGUACGGCCCCUUCAUCAAUGAAAUCCUUCUCGGCAAGGCUCUGAAGGGAGGAAUGCAGGAGAGAGUUGAGCUGGCUACGAAAUUCGGGGUCAUAAUCAAGGACGGAAAGUUUGAGGUGCGUGGGGACCCGGCGUAUGUGAGGGCGGCGUGCGAGGGGAGCUUGAAGAGGCUGGAGGUUGACUGUAUUGAUCUCUAUUACCAGCAUCGCAUCGACACUCGGCUGCCCAUUGAAGUCACGAUGGGAGAACUGAAGAAACUAGUUGAAGAGGGUAAGAUAAAGUACAUAGGUCUGUCUGAGGCCUCUGCUUCAACAAUCAGAAGAGCUCACGCUGUUCAUCCCAUAACAGCUGUGCAGUUGGAGUGGUCCUUGUGGGCACGAGAUGCAGAGGAAGACAUAAUUCCUACUUGCAGAGAACUCGGCAUUGGGAUUGUUGCAUAUAGUCCUCUAGGGCGUGGAUUCCUUUCUUUAGGGGCCAAGGUGGCCGAGAACCUGUCAAAUGAUGACUACAGGAAGACUCUACCACGAUUCCAACCCGAGAAUAUUGAGCAUAACAACAUCCUUUUUGAGCGGGUUAAGGAAAUUGCAACAAGGAAGGGAUGCACUACAUCACAGCUAGCUCUGGCCUGGGUCCAUCACCAGGGGGAUGACGUGUGUCCCAUACCAGGAACUACCAAGAUUGGGAACCUGGACCAGAACAUUGGGGCCUUGUCACUCACACUAACACCAGAGGAAAUGGCUGAACUGGAAUCCAUUGCUUCAGCAGUUGCCAUUAAGAGUGACAGAUUCCAGGGUACCUCACUUACCUGGAAGGCCUCAGAUACUCCACUCCUUGCUUCCUGGAAAGCUUGAAGGACAUUAAUAUAUAAUGACUGGUUGAUUGUGCUUGUGUUUAUUUGGACUGUUCAAAAGCUAUGCCGAGUUCCUAAACCUUGCUGCAUCAGAGAGUGUAUUUCUGAUAAAGGCAGUGUAUUUUUCUGAUUUCCAGAAGACCAGAAUGGUAAAGUUUUAAGCUUAGGAGAUGUUUGAAAGCCAUUUGAAUCUUUAAAAGAUUUGCCAUAAUCUUGUAUUACUGCAGAAAUCUUGUAAGCUGAUACUAGAAGUGGUUGUUCUAUA